GUAAGGUUUAGUAGGGCGGGACUGUGUUCAGGAUAUCCGGUAAAACCAAACCAAGGCUGUGCGUAAACGGCGAGCAAAUAUGUUGGCAAUUUUCUCCAAUUUAUGCUCUCUGAGUUUGGGACAUUUGUCCUGGUUAAUACAUUUAAAUUAACACGUCAUUGAUAUAUUGUGACGUCAUAUCUACGGACGGGAGCUGUCACCCAUGUAGAGCUAAAAAGAAAAGAUCAUAAAACAGAACAGAUCACAUGAACAGAUCGUCUGAGCCGUUCUGGUUUGUAGCCGCUCAUGGAGAACCAGACCGGGCUCGAGCUGUCUCUGCGCCGUGUGGCCCUCCUCGGCUCCGAGGUUCUCGAACGGGCCUCAAGGAGACGUGCGGACGGCGCCGCCUCGGGUCCCCGACUGAGACCUCUCGCAACCGUUCAGAAACACGGGCAGGAUCCUCUUGAGAGAACCCACAGGUCUACACCUCUGGACCAGGCCUUUGAGACCAUGGGAGCGUUGAUGGUCCAGAGCAGCCAUCAGUGCAUGAGGGUCCAUCGACCGGACGGCUGCUCUGAGCUCAGUGUAGCGGAGAGAAGGCAUGCCUCCAGGUUCCACCGGACUGUUGGCAGAGCCCACACACCAGGCAGCAGGACAGAGGGAAGGCCUCCUCAGAGCGCAGCAGCCUAUUCAGACUUCCACAUUGAGGUGUCUCCAGGGACUUACACCAUCACGGCCGGCCUGCCCCAGGCCCAUCAGCAGGCCCAGAGGGUCAGCCUCCACGCUGGAGAUGGCAUCACACUCAACUUUGACCUCUCACCCCUCUCCUGACCAAUUCACAUUUGAUCAUCACAGAAGGCAAUAAAACUGUGCCAUCUAUC
Molecule: messenger RNA, 860 nt
Organism: Gadus macrocephalus (Pacific cod)
Lineage: Eukaryota; Metazoa; Chordata; Actinopteri; Gadiformes; Gadidae
Gene: akip1
Product: A kinase (PRKA) interacting protein 1
Exons: 4
Coding region: 286-810 (174 amino acids)
Biological process (GO): regulation of non-canonical NF-kappaB signal transduction
Cellular component (GO): nucleoplasm
Source: RefSeq, a predicted model, not a curated record